Knipowitschia caucasica is the source of this 1941-nucleotide messenger RNA. Lineage: Eukaryota; Metazoa; Chordata; Actinopteri; Gobiiformes; Gobiidae. The record is from the annotation of a GenBank genome assembly.
AUGGACGAGAAGUACACAGGACUGAAGAAGCAGCUGAGUGAACUGUGCAGCCUGAAGCCAGAGCAGAUCCUGCUGGCAGAGGUGCACUCCUCCAACAUCAAGCACUUCCCGCUGGAUAAUCAGAAAGUGCGUCUGUCGGUGAACGGGUUCCUGUGUGCGUUUGAGAUCCCAGUUCCUGGAUCUCCAACAUCGCUGAGCUCUCCCACUCUGACCGACAUCACUCCGGUGGCGAAUGGCUCAGUGAACGGCCACCUGAUUCCAAACGGAGACCCCAGCUCCGCUCCUCUCUCCAGCCCAGAGGCGCCUCUCGUUAACGGGGUGACCACCAACGGCCACCUCACCCCCCUCCAGGACAGCCCCUUCAUCGGCUACAUCAUCGCCAUGCACCGCAAGAUGAUGCGUUCGGAGCUGUACUUCCUGUCCUCUCAGAAGAAUCGUCCCUCUCUGUUCGGGAUGCCUCUGAUAGUUCCCUGCACUGUUCACACCAGUAAAAAAGACCUUUACGAUGCUGUGUGGGUCCAAGUGUCCAGACUAGCAUCUCCUCUGCCGCCUCAGGAGGCUUCUAACCACGCUCAGGACUGUGAUGACAGUUUGGGGUACCAGUAUCCGUUCACACUGAGAGUCGUGGGCAAAGAUGGUAACUCUUGCGCCUGGUGUCCAUGGUACCGGUUCUGCAGGGGCUGUAUGGUGGAGUGCACAGAGGAGCGGGCUGCAGUGGGAAACGCGUACAUCGCUGUGGACUGGGAUCCUACUGCUCUGCACCUGCGCUACCAGACCUCCCAGGAGAGGAUCGUGGAGGAGCACUGCAGUGUAGAGCAGUCCCGUCGGGCCCAAGCUGAGCCCAUCUCCCUCGACAGCUGCCUCAGAGCCUUCACCUCAGAGGAGGAGCUGGGGGAGGACGAGCUCUACUACUGCUCCAAGUGCAAGACCCACAGACUGGCAACCAAGAAGCUGGACCUGUGGAGGCUGCCUCCCAUACUGAUCGUCCAUUUGAAGCGUUUCCAGUUUGUGAACGGCCGAUGGAUCAAGUCUCAGAAGAUCGUGAAGUUUCCCAGAGAGAAGUUUGACCCUGGUGCGUUUCUGGCUCCGAGAGACAGGGGGCAGCACUGUCCGUACUCCCGCAGUGAGAACGAUGACCUCCUCAGAGUUGGAGAAGACCAUCUGUCCUCGAUCUCUGCUCCUGCUGGUUUCAACAACCUACACAAGGCCUCUCCCUGCUCCAGUCGGAAGUCUCUGAGCCGCAGCAGCAGUCCCUCCUCCAGCCCCAAGACCUCAUCCCGCCGCCCAGGGCGGCUACGGCUGCCCCAGCUCGGCUCCAAGAACCGGAUCCACUCCAGCAAAGACAACCUCCACACAGAGACCACAGAGACCACAGAGACGGAGACCACAGAGACCAUAGAGACCACAGAGACUGGCAGGCUAGAGGAGGACGAGGACCAGAGGGCACCAGGACCAGCCGAAGUCCUGGAGUCCGAGUCCGAGCUGGGGACUGAUGCCUCUCACUGUGACGUGGUUUUGAUGAAUGGGAACGGACUGAACUCAGACUGCAGCACUGAGAGCAGCUUGGACCAGGACCUGCACCAGGACCUGCACCAGGACCUGCACCAGGACCUGAACCAGGACCUGAACCAGGACCUGGGUCUGGAGGCCAUCUACAACCUCUAUGCAAUAUCGUGUCAUUCAGGAAUCAUGGGAGGCGGCCACUACGUCACUUACGCCAAAAACCCCAACAGGAAGUGGUACUGCUACAACGACAGCAGCUGCAAGGAAGUGCACUCGGGGGAGAUGGACACAGACUCCGCAUACAUCCUGUUCUACGAGCAGCAGGGCGUGGACUACUCACACUUCCUACCGCAGACGCAGGGGCAGAAGAUGGCCGACACCAGCAGCAUGGACGAGGACUUCGAGUCGGACUACAGGAAGUACUGCGUGCUCCAGUGA